CCAUUCCCCAACUCCUGCAAGCUUGACAAUCCCUUCCAGGACCCAGCUAUGAUCCAGCACCGACCCAGCUAGCAGUAUGCCAUGCUUGAUGUCUACAACCCUUUUGAGAACCGAGAGCCUCCACCAGCCUAUGAGCCUCCUGCCCCAGCUCCAGCCCCUGCCCCAGCCCAGUUGCCGCCUCCUGCAUCUCCCUCUGUACAGUCCUCAAGGAAGCUCAGCCCCACAGAGCCCAAGAACUAUGGCUCCUACAGCACUCAGGCUUCUGCUGUUGCAGCCACUGCUGAGCUGCUCAAGAAGCAGGAGGAGCUCAACCGGAAGGCAGAGGAGUUGGACAGCGGGGAACGAGAACUGCAGCAUGUUGUCCUGGGUGGCACAGCUCGACAGAACUGGCCUCCCUUACCAUCUUUUUGCCCAGUUCAGCCUUGCUUUUUCCAGGACAUCUCCAUAGAGAUACCUCAUGAAUUUCAGAAGACAGUGUCCUCCAUGUACUACCUCUGGAUGUGCAGCACUUUGGCUCUUCUCCUGAACUUCCUCGCCUGCCUGGCCAAGUUCUGUGUGGCUCGCUUUGGGCUGUCUAUACUUUGGCUCCUCCUUUUCACCCUCUGCUUCUUUGUCUGCUGGUAUCGCCCCAUGUAUAAGGCUUUCCGGAGUGAUAAUUCAUUCAAUUUCUUCGUUUUUUUUUUUUUUUUUUUUUUUUUUUUCUUCAUUUUCUUCGUCCAGGAUGUGUUCUUUGUCCUCCAGGCCAUUGGCAUCCCAGGGUGGGGCUUCAGUGGCUGGGUCUCUGCAAUUGUGACGGUGAACACCAACACAACUGUGGCCGUGCUCAUGCUAUUGAUUGCCCUGCUCUUCACUGGUGUCGCUGUGCUGGGAAUUGUGAUCCUGAAGCAGGUCCACUCUUACCGCCGAACAGGUGCCAGCUUUCAGAAAGCCCAGCAAUUUGAACUGCUGCCGCCAAUGCUGCAUUGGCUGAAAAUGCCUUCAGGGCCCCAUGACCCCUACUGGCAUGCCCUGACCCUGCCACCCGUGGGAACUAAGAUAGCCCCUAUCCCUGAAGUCUUAGGAAUUCAGGGAGACAUCACUUACUGA
Molecule: messenger RNA, 1086 nt
Organism: Phodopus roborovskii (desert hamster)
Lineage: Eukaryota; Metazoa; Chordata; Mammalia; Rodentia; Cricetidae
Gene: Scamp3
Product: secretory carrier membrane protein 3
Biological process (GO): protein transport
Cellular component (GO): recycling endosome membrane; trans-Golgi network membrane
Source: RefSeq, a predicted model, not a curated record